This is a messenger RNA of Osmia lignaria (orchard mason bee), 4285 nucleotides long. NCBI's taxonomy places the organism in Eukaryota, Metazoa, Arthropoda, Insecta, Hymenoptera, Megachilidae. The record is from RefSeq and is a predicted model, not a curated record.
GAAAUUUGCUUAAAGUAAUUUUCUGUUUUUGUAGAAUUUUGAUUCAAUUCCUCACGUAUCAGCUGGAGAAGAACAGUACUAUGGUGGCUCGGUAUCUCUAGCAGAUUAUUGUCCGUAUAUACAAGAAUUUACAUGGAGAGCUCGAAAUAUUAUAGUUAGAGGUUCCCAUUGUCUAUAUGAAGAAAACAAUCCUCAUCCAGACAAGAAUUUUGCUUUAGAAAAAUAUGGACCACAUUCGCGAUGCUUCGAUCAUACAAAUCAAAUGUGGGAAGAAAGAACCUGCAAGCAAGCUCGACAGUGGCAACAUUGGGGUUCUGGUUGUUAUCAAUACAAAUGUGAAGCUGGAAGAUUACAUAUUAUGGUUGCGAAUUACACUUAUACCUGUUAUCAUGCAGGUCAAGAAAUCGCUAUUAGAAUAAUGCAAAAUAGUUGGCUUCAUAAAGGUGCUCUAAUUUGUCCUCCAUGUCGAGAUAUUUGUCAGGUGGAACUAACAGAAAAACACGACCAUUGCAAGCCAGGAGAUGAACACCCACCUGCAACCUAUUAUCAUAGAGACAAUUUAUAUUGUGCAUCUGCAGGAACAUUUAAAAAUUGGUCAGCAUUUAUUAUUUUAAUUUGCUUUCUAAUCCCUAGAUGAUACGUAGUUGAAUAUAGGUGAUCCAUUUAUUGAUGUUUAGAUUACAUAACUUAAUAAAUUAUGAAAUAAUUUCUUCUACUGUAAGAACUGAUGUUCACUGUAUUCACGCUUUGAAUUUAUGUUAAGCACAUUUAUGAAUAACUUUAUAUAAUUAGAAUAAUAAUUUUGAUAAGGUAUUUGUUAAGUGCCAAUAGUAGUAAGUACAGGGUAUUUUAUCUAAAAAUACUAAAUAUAGAAUUUAUUUUAAUCUUGUGAAUAAUUUCUAUUGUUAUUAAAUAAAAACCGUUUGAAAAAAUAGGUUCUUUGGUUUUAGAAAACAGAUAGUGUAACAAUAAAAAUUUAUGAAGGUCAUUACCUCAAAAUUUUAAAAAUAUCAAAUUUUUCUAAUUUUAGGUAUUAUAAAAAGUUUAAGAGAUUCCUCUUCGAAGAAAUGGGAAUGCCGUUACCUGAACAUAUUACUAUAGUACUAUUUGCGAAAAACAAAAUAACGACUGAUGCUAGUUGUCCAACUGUACUGGGCGUUUCAAUGGGUACUGAUGAAGUUUAUUUAGAAAUAACUUUUAAAAGAGACGGCUAAGUGGGCUGAAAAUUGUAGAGAUUAGACUUCUUUAAGUAGGCAGUUAAUGACUUAUAUUUUCCAAAUAUCUACUGUCAAGGAAGAUGAUGUAGCGCAUUCGUUGCUCAAAAUUAUCAAUAAUUUUAUUUACGAAUGAUGUUGGAAUUCCUCUUAUUAUGUAAAUUAUCGCUUCUUUUAGCCCCUCCAGUAUUUUGGGACAAUUCUGAUCAAUUUUUUCUUUCGCAUAGCUUCAUGAAGUAGUCAGGGCUAUAGAAUGGCCAAGCAAUUUCGUUACCAAAUCAGCUGAGAAAGAUUUUGCCAAUGACGCGAUCACCAUAAUGAAAGCGUACAAGAUCCAGAACAUCAUUUGUUAUGUGUGGUGGUGCACCAUCUUGUUGAAAGUAGUAAUUUUCUACCCAGUUCUUAUGGUAAGCAUCUGACAUUAAACGAUUAGACAGCACGUUCCAAUAUUGUUCCGAGUUGACAGUUUGCUCGAAAGAACACAACCCAAGGAUUCCAUCGCUCCAGAAACCGCACCAACUGGUAAUUUUUUUGGGGCGAAGAGGACAAAUAACAGCAAACUCUGACUUUUGUGUACCUCAGAAUCGAUAGUUGUAUCCAUUUACAUAAUCAUUAAUCAAAAGUAGGCUUCAUCCGAAACUUUAAUCGGUCAUAUUACACAUAACGUUCGCAAAUUCGUAUCUUUUUUGUAUUGCUUGUUCAUCUAAAGGCUAAACGGCUUGAAUCUUAUACCUAUGAAUGAACAUCCAAAUUUUCCCUUCAUAUGCUCCAAGUAGUGGCAGUGUUAACGUUAAGUUGUUAAGCCAAUUAAUUGGUUGAUGUUUUUGGCUUUUUCUCUAAAAUAUUUUGAGCCUCUUCGGUAUUUUCAGUAGUCCGAGCUGAUCUUUGUUUUGUCCUGAUUCCAAUCUUAUCAUCAGCUACAGAACCAAGUCUUUCAAAUUUUUUGAAAAAAAUCUUUAGUGUCUGUUGCUAGCUUACCUAGGUUUUUGAACGCACUACUUCACCUCCUAAGAUAAGCUGUAACACUUUCAUCAUAGAAAUGAAAAAUCUUCACUAAAAAAAUACGCUCCUCAAUCAAAUAAUAUUCCAUGUUCAUUAAAUUUCAAAUUGUUGCGAUGCAUUUCUAAAACUUGUGCAAUUUUCCUUAAGUCUGCAGAUAAUGCACACAUAGUUUCAAAUAGGUGGCGUGUUUCCUUGAACUGUUGUUCCUGUUUAAUUGUUUGUAUGGCACGGAUUUUUGUAAAUGUCCGGUCGAAAAAUGUCAGGCGGUGUGAUCGCGCCUCUGCUUUGUGUCAGAAUGCAUUAUGUGAUGCGAUAACUCUGCCAUUUAAUUUUACAUUUCUAUUAAUUAUCUAAUUAUUUGCAUUCUAAGAUAGCAAGCUUGCAAAACUACUUGGUACUUUUAAACGAUUAAAGUCUAUCAGUACCCAUUAAAACACCCUGUACAUAUGUGAGUGUGUUAGAUGCGUGACUGACAAUGAAAAGCAUUGUCCUUUGCCGUGUUAUAGCUUCUACGAUACAAGUAUCUCUCGAGUUUCGUAUAAUAUACAUAUAGUUUUACAAACACACCUAAAGGGAGGAAAAAGUGAUACGAAAUCAAUGGUACACCUGAAAUUAAAUCAAAUCAAGCUUUCCGAAGAAAAAAUUCUUCACUAAAUCUGACACUUGACAGUUUCGAAACAUUAUGCCUAAUUCACAAAAUGUAUUUUUGUAUCUUAUAAUAAAGAAAAUUUUCCCAAGUAAAUCGUUCUUCAUAAAAACAAGCUGAUUCGAUUGAUAACAAGUGAAAUCAAUAAUGAACUCGUUUUGAAACUCGGUUGUAAAAUAAUUAAUAUGUAUCAUAUAAGCUUUCUCGACGCCAGAAGAACUGAAGAUGGCUCCUUCUUCGCAAGAAGGGGUCUAUUGUUCUGAACUAGGGAAAGCCUGAUUUGAUCGUGUGGCCAUACCUUACAAUUCUCAUAACAGUCUCCUUAUCAGACUUAUGGAUAAAAGUGAGAAAACUGUCCUUUUCUAUUUCUGUUAAAUGUCACUCUAAGCUGGCGCUAUAUACAGGGUGUCCCAAAAUUAGAUCGAAUCCCGUGGAGAGAUAAUUGCUGAAGUAAUUCCAAACAAGGUGGUUAAGGCUUCGUUUUCGGAUUAUUAACGACAAACACUGUCCAAUUAGAGCACGCGUUGAGCAUGCGUAUAGCACGGGCUGAGCGGAGAGAGUGUUGGGUAUGCUCUGCGUUCGAACCGUGGUCGUGAUCAAGUGCAUCAAUACCACGUCAGUGUAAUAGGACACGUUGGGUGAUGUGACAGUGAAUAAAAAUAUUUAUUUACUUGAAAGAAUCGGUCCCUUUCGGACCACGUAUUGAAAUUCUGCCAAAAGUGAUAGUGACCGUGUGGUUGACUGAAUUCAAUGAUCCCGUCUGGAGAUCAACUAUUCUUCGUAAUGUGUUCCUUCCUCGAAAAGUGACUACAAAGUAUUUUUUUUAUCCAUUCCAAACAACGAAUAAAAGUGUUGGAUCAAUUCGAUUUAUUCAUUAUUUAUAAACAACGAUUUGUUACUUUAUUCGUUGUUCAUGAGCAACGAAUAAUUCGAUACUAUUAUUCUUUUCUUUAUUCUUAUUCAUUAUUCCAUACAACUUUUGCCCAACGAAUUCUAUUACACUGACAUGGUAUCUAUGCACUUGAUCACGACCACGGUUCGAACGCAGAGCAUACCCAACACUCUCGCCGCUCAGCCCGCGCUAUACGCGCGCUCUGAUUAGACAGUGUUUGCCGUUAAUAAUCCGAAAGCGAAGCCUUAACCAACAUUUAAAUGAAAAAUGUUGUUUGGAAUCAUCUGAGCAAUCAUUCCUCCACAGGAUUCGACCUAAUUUUGGAACAUCCUAGGAAUCAUCAUAUAAAUAGCAUGGCCCCUGCGUUACGUCUAACGCAAAAAAUCGUAAAAAAAUUUUACUUUAAUUAAUUUAUAUAACAUCUUGCGACUAAAAUGCUAUUAAUGAAUUCUAGGAAAGAACGGGACAGUGAAACAGAAUGUUAUAGUAAGAAAUUAUUAAUAAAUAUUGUUUCAGUUGUUUAAAUUAUAA